AUGUCCAACAGCAUUUUUCAACUCAGUGCAGUUCUUUCAGCCCACGAGCAAGAUGUUAAGGGUGUAGUGGCCAUCGAUUCCAACAAAAUUGCAAGUUGUUCUCGAGAUGGUACCGUAAGGGUCUGGCAAAAACAAUUAGAGGGCAUUUGGCAAGCCGACAUUGCGUAUCAGUCAGAUAAGUUUUUGAACAGUCUUUGUUACGAUGUUUACAGUCAGCUUCUCUUUUGCGGCGGCCAAAACACUUUAAUCAACAGCGUGGUACCAAGUUUCGGCGAAUUGACAUCCGAACCUGCAUAUGUUCUUGUAGGUCAUUUAGCCAACGUAUGUGUGCUUAAUAGUACUCAGGGAUAUAUUUUGAGUGGUAGCUGGGAUUCCACGGCUCGCGUUUGGUUUCAGGGCGCUAUCAAGCACGAGCUCAAAGGCCAUAAGGCUUCUGUUUGGGACGUAAAAAUGCUACCUCAAGUUGGCCAAUAUUUGACCGCUUCGGCAGACCAAACCAUUAAGCUGUGGCAUGGCGAAAAAGUGGUUAAAACUUUCGAUAAGAUUCAUUCAGAUGUGAUAAGACAUCUAGAUAUAAACCCCGCAGGUGAUGGGUUCGUCAGUUGCUCAAACGAUGGGACCAUCAAGAUUAACGACAUGGAAGGACAUACACUUCGCACUUUGACGGGUCAUGAAAGUUUUGUGUACUGUGUGAAAUAUGCACCUAACGGCGAUAUAGUCAGUUGCGGUGAAGAUCGCUCUGUGCGAGUCUGGGGUCCAGAUGGGGCUAUCAAACAGGUGAUACGCAUUCCGGCGGUCUCUGUGUGGGAUUUAGACAUAUUGGACAAUGGCGAUAUUGUUGUGGGUAGCAGUGACAGUGUAGUGCGCAUUUUCUCUAGCGAUCCGAGUCGUGUGGCGAGUCAAAAAGAGCUUGAUGUAUUUGCCAAAGAGAUAGAAGAAACAGCGAUUAGUUCCCAAGCGGCUGGAUUCGACGAAUCGAAGCUCUCGUCACUGGACGUUUUGCAAAAACCUGGGAAAGAAGGCCAAGUCGUCGUGGUGAAGAGCGCUUCUGGCGUAAAUGAGGCCCACCAAUUUUCCAGCGGCAAGUGGGCGAAGGUAGGCGAUUUGGUAGGCUCGGUUGGAAAUGAUCAAAAGAAGGAGUUUGAUGGGAAGAUGUACGACUAUGUGUUCGACGUCGAUGUUGAGGAAGGUGCUCCGCCUUUGAAAUUGCCCUUCAACGCGAAUGAUAAUGCUUAUCAAGCUGCAGACGACUUUCUCGCAAGGUAUGAUCUACCGGCAAGCUACAGAGAGGAAGUCGUUCGCUUCUUGAUCACGAACACGGGUGGUGUUGAUCUUCAGCAACAGGAUGCGUCGACUCAGCCGAAUGCUGAUAGCCAGGCACAGAAUCAUGCACCAACCAAUACCAACAUGGUCGUACUCCCCGUCACGACAUAUCUGGACAUAAGCUCUUACAGCGCAGACGCUAUCUUUGGGGCCAUCGCCAAACUCAACGAAAAGGAAAAAACAUUCGACGAUGAAGAUUUAGCUGCUCUGGGAGCCGGUUUGCACAACCUUAAUGACAGCGCAGAAUUGCUUCUCGCCCAGGCUUCAAUAAUCCGCUCAAAUUGGGAGAAUAAAACACCUGCGUACGACAUACUGCGCUUGAUUGUCAAUCGUCUACCGCAAGCUGAUGACAUCAGCGACUUCGUGGAAGAAGGUUUGGGUUCUUCGAAUUUGCAGUUAGAAAUGCUCACGAUUAGAGCCCUGGCUAACGCCUUUAAGAACACUGAAUGGGGUACCGAUCUCUUAUCAAAAGCUUCUGUAUACGAAUCGGUUUUUCAGACUAUUGAUGCAGACCGCGCACAGACCGCCAAGACGGGAAAUCUGGCUAUCGCUGUCACUACUUUGCUUCUGAAUUACAGUGUUAUGAUUCUGAAAGACCAGAAAGUGGAUGUUCUUCCCACCAUAGCCGAUGCGCUGAACAACAAAUAUGGGCCAUCAGAAAUAGUGCAGAAUUCUGAAGAAGCUGCAUAUCGUGCUCUUGUCGCAUAUGGUAAUUUGGCUACAGUAGAGACUACACUUCUACAAUUCGCUUCAUCCGUGAAAUGGGUCAAAUUGGUCAAAAACAACUACGGUCAUCUUUCUCGAUUUGACCAGAUACUGAACGAUUUGAACAUAGCCUGA
Molecule: messenger RNA, 2163 nt
Organism: Lachancea lanzarotensis
Lineage: Eukaryota; Fungi; Ascomycota; Saccharomycetes; Saccharomycetales; Saccharomycetaceae
Gene: DOA1
Product: LALA0S06e00320g1_1
Exons: 1
Coding region: 1-2163 (720 amino acids)
Biological process (GO): proteasome-mediated ubiquitin-dependent protein catabolic process; ubiquitin recycling
Cellular component (GO): cytoplasm; nucleus
Molecular function (GO): ubiquitin binding
Source: RefSeq, a predicted model, not a curated record